AUGCCUUCAAACCUAAAUCCCAGUUGUUUUAUUUUUAACCCUUGGAUACUCGCUGCCAUGGGAACUUUCAGCCCCUCGAAAAAAGAAAGCAAGAAAGAAAACGAAAGAAAGAAGAAGAAGAAGAAGAAGAAGAAUGAACGAGAUGAUGGACUCUGCAUCAACCUAUGUACGGUCUACAUGAGGGCCAAGAACCAAGCAUCUCACCUGCCUACGGACCUACGAACUGCUUCCGAUCUGUUCCUAGGGCUGUUACAACACUCGCCCAGUGCGGUCCAGCCUGGUCCAGUCCAGUCCAUCUGUCGACCAGUACAAACUACAAACAGACCAAGUGGACAGUGGGUUAAGUGGAAACGUGCCGGUGACAGGGACGGGAGGGGAGGUGAAAGAAAGGGGGUGGUGGGUGUGAAUAAGUGGGUACUAUGUACUAAGCCUGUGAGUAGUAGGGUGAAUGACAUUGUCGGUGUCGGUGACGGUGUCGUUGUCAUCGGCAUGCAAGGUCCAAAGGAAGGGCUAGACUCUCAGAUGCAAAUGCCGACCGACCAACCAACCCAACAGCACAGCAGCGCCAACAUGCCGUUUCACCCAUCCCGCAGUCUACACUCUUACUGGUAAGACUAGGAUGGAAGGGGCCGAGGGGCAGACGCACACGACACGAC
Aspergillus heteromorphus CBS 117.55 is the source of this 656-nucleotide messenger RNA. RefSeq lists its product as uncharacterized. Lineage: Eukaryota; Fungi; Ascomycota; Eurotiomycetes; Eurotiales; Aspergillaceae. The record is from RefSeq and is a predicted model, not a curated record. The transcript has 7 exons. The coding region runs from base 1 to 612 and encodes 203 amino acids.